Vitrella brassicaformis is the source of this 1375-nucleotide messenger RNA. NCBI's taxonomy places the organism in Eukaryota, Vitrellaceae. The record is from the annotation of a GenBank genome assembly.
CUCAUUUUCAUCCCUCUCCAAGGCCGCCUGAGUCGUCCUGAUGCUGUUUCUGACACGCUCUCUCGAUGAACAUCUCGACUGACUCAUCCGCCGCCAAGCAACAUGGAUGAAGGCAGCGACUCAAGCAAGCAGUCGCCCAACGACACUACAGAGAAGAGCAGCAGCGCCUCCUCUGUCCACCCUUCGCUCAACUUGCCUCAGAACGGCUCUCACAUCGAUCCCAAGGCUCAGCCGAUGAGUGAUCUGCCGCUCGACGCUCAGGGCGAAGCAGCAGCGUCUGCCGGCUCAGCAGAGGACAGCAGUGGCCAGCAGGGCGCGGCAGACGCCAAGCAGGAUGAUGCGAUGGAGAGGCUGGCGGCGUAUCUGCUGAGCAUCGCAAAAGACUCACCCGAACACAAGCAGCAGCGACCGGAGCAGCCCAACCCCUCCCCCCUCUCAGCCAAAGACGACACAGACACCGCAGGCGAGCCCUCCCCACUGACCGUCGCUUCACAGCAGCAGAACCAGGCGGGCGGCACUGCGGGCGGGGCGGCUGAGGGUGCCGGUGAGGGUGGUGAGGGCGGUGGCGGUGAGCAGCAGGAGAGUGGUGAUGGUGACGGGAGUGGGGAUAAAAAGGACGGCAGUGGUCAGGAGGGCGGGGCGGGAGGUCAGGAGGACGAUGAGGAAGACGAAGACAAGCACCCGUCCCCCAACGGACCACAAGAAGAAGCGGUGAGUGAGUGAGUGAGUGAGUGGUGGGUCGGUUGCACGAACUGGAUGCGUCUCUCUGUCUGUCUGUCUGUGUGUGUGUGUGUGUUCAGGGCUGUCUUCUGCUGCAGGUUGGGUAUGGCCGCCUCAGCUCGCUGCGCCUGCCGUUUCGUGUCGGUGUUGGCAAGGAGUACGAGGUGCAGUCCAUGAUACAAGUUCACAACCAUACGGCACAGGCCACUGGUGAGUGAGCAAACAGCGGCGACCAACACGAGCACAAACCGUCACAAACCUGUUCGUUGUAUCGUGUGUGUCCUUCAGUCGUGUCGUGGGAAGACGGCAAGAAGCUCAUCUGCCAGAUGGUACACCGCCCAUCCAUCCAUCCAUCCAUCAACACAUUGUUUGUCUUGUCGUCGGUUUCAGGCGCGACCCUUCGACGUGCCGUCGCUGCUCUCCGAUGUGAAGAAGAACCUGCCGUGGACCAAGGGGGGAGGUGACAAAGAGCCCAACAAGUCCACCAAAGAGCCCAACAAGCCCACCAAGACCCUCCGUCAUCAUCUGGCUGAGGCGCUAGGGUACAAGUUCAAGUUCGACAUCGGUGCUGACGCCAUUGUAGCUGACACUGGUGGUGGUGGUGAUCGUGAGGGGCAACGCGAGCGUGUCUGAGGACCAGAAGGCCGGUGGUGAC